AUGAAUCAAGGUAAUUCAUCUACAAAUAUUCCACAAGGUACCGCGACGAAUAAUCCAGCUAGCGCUGCAUCAACUUCAAGCGUAACACCCCCUGUCGCACCAGGUUCUCAACAUCAACUAGCCUCCAUUCAAGCGCCAACCACAAUCGUGAAUGCCAAUACUAUUCCACCAUCUCAUGUAAAUACUGGCGAAAAUAAAAAUGCUGUGGUGUUACCCUCUCUGUCCACUUUAAAUAAUAGUACCGAACAAAAAGAACAACAGGAACAACAACAUUUUAACCCAUUAAAUAUUUUAAACACGAACGGUAGUAACCGGAAGAAUUCGACGAUGGAUUCUAUAAUGAACCCAGAACCCCCUACUUCAAUGGUUAGUAAGGCCAGUACUACAAAUACUCAAACUACACCUUCUUCCAGUUCUGUUCCUCCAAUAAAUAAUGGAAAUGUCAAGGUCAAAAAUGAAAGAGCACCUUUCUUCGGCACUGGGGUAUCUGUGGCAAGUUUCGACAAUCCCCUUCCGCCAUUGAAUCAGCAACAAAGCCAACCCUCAUUCCCUGCCAUGCAUAUGAGAGAUCAACAGCAGCAGCAGCAAAUGGCAGCAGCACCUGCAGCAGCUGAAGACGAUGCCUCAUACAGACCUCUUAAUGUUAAAGAUGCUCUAUCAUAUUUGGAGCAAGUAAAACAGCAGUUCAAUUCUAGACCUGAUAUCUAUAAUCAAUUUUUAGAUAUCAUGAAGGAUUUCAAAUCACAAACUAUUGAUACACCAGGUGUUAUUGAAAGAGUUUCUACGCUUUUCAGAGGAUAUCCUUCUUUGAUUCAAGGUUUCAACACUUUUUUACCAACCGGUUAUAGAAUCGACUGCCCCAGUAACCCAAAUGACCCAAUAAAGGUCACCACGCCAAUUGGAUCUUCAACCUUACACGAAAUGACUCGUUCAGUCCAACGUGCUAACAGCAACUUACAGCAGCAGCAGGCCCUUUCUCAAAAUAAUAUGAUGCAACAAGCUCAAAUUCCAAUUGGUAGUAUCAGUAAUAAUGCUAAUCUUAAUGCAGCCGUACAAUCAGUUGACGAUCAAGCCAAACAAGCCAAUAAGAAACCUGCCGAUGUAGAAUUUAGUCAAGCAAUCAAUUAUGUCAAUAAAAUCAAGAAUAGAUUCGCUGAUCAACCUGACAUUUACAAAAACUUCCUCGAGAUUUUACAGACCUAUCAGAGGGAACAAAAACCAAUAAAUGAAGUGUAUGCUCAAGUAACCAUCUUAUUUCAAAAUGCACCAGAUUUGCUCGAUGAUUUCAAAAAGUUUUUACCAGAUUCUUCAAAAGAACAGCAGUACACGGGCCAGCUUCCUCAACAAAUUCCAAAUCAAGAACAAUUAGAAGAAUUCUCUGGCAGCUAUGCUAGACCACCUAAUGCACCACUUGAUAUGGUAGCUCAACAAAGUCUACCUCCAAUUGGCAGUUUUUCUCCGCCAGCAAACACCGGAAUUUCAAUGCAUGAUCAAAGUCAACGCCCUCACAUGAUGGCUUUACCUUCUAUGCUUCAGCAUGAACAGAUAAUCGAUAUGAAUAACCACCCAAAACCAGCAGUUAGUACACAAGGGAUUUCUAAUGACGAGAUCCCUGUAUCUGAUGUCAGAAUGGCGCAAUAUCCUAAUGGAGCAGUUCCUGACUACGGGCAAUAUCCAACACAUCCACAAAUGAAGCCUGAUCUUGCCACCCAAAGACAUAUAUUACAGCAACAGGAAAUUCAGCAGCAACAAUUGAUGUUACAACAACAACAGGAACAGGAAUUACUUGAACAACAACAGCAACAGUAUGUUGAGGCACCAGUGAGACCAGAAAUUGAUUUGGACCCUAGUAUUGUCCCCGUCGUUCCAGAACCAACAGAGCCUAUAGAAAGUAAUUUCACACUUAUCGAAGAGACAAGUUUCUUUGACAAAGCCAAGAAAUUUAUAAAUAACAAACAAAUAUACACCGAAUUUCUAAAGGUGUUGAACUUGUUCUCACAAGAUUUGAUUAGUGUCGAUGAUUUAGUUAAUAAGGUUGAAUAUUAUAUCGGUUCCAGUAAAGAAUUAUUCGAGUGGUUUAGAAAUUUUGUUGGAUACCAAGGUAAUCCAAAAAUUAUUGAAAAUAUUGUUCACGAAAAACACAGACUUGAUUUGGACCUUUGUGAGGCCUGUGGCCCAAGUUACAAGAGAUUACCAAAAUCAGAUACGUUUAUGCCUUGUUCUGGUAGAGAUGAUAUGUGCUGGGAAGUUUUAAAUGAUGAAUGGGUUGGUCACCCUGUUUGGGCUUCCGAAGAUUCGGGUUUUAUCGCACACCGUAAGAACCAGUACGAAGAAACUUUAUUCAAAAUUGAAGAAGAAAGACAUGAAUAUGAUUAUUAUAUUGAAUCCAAUUUGAGAACGAUUCAAACCCUUGAGGCAAUUGUUAAUAAAAUAUCCAAUAUGAGCGAAGAGGAAAAGAAGAAUUUCAAAUUAGAACCAGGCCUAGGUCAUACUUCAUUAACCAUUUACAAGAAGGUUAUUAGAAAAGUGUAUGAUAAAGAAAGAGGGUUUGAGAUUAUUGACGCUUUGCAUGAACAUCCUGCUAUUGCAGCACCAAUUGUAUUAAAGAGAUUAAAGCAAAAAGAUGAAGAAUGGAGAAGAGCACAGCGUGAAUGGAAUAAGGUUUGGAGAGAAUUAGAGCAAAAAGUUUAUUUCAAGUCAUUAGAUCAUUUGGGACUGACGUUUAAACAAGCUGACAAGAAACUCUUGACAAUCAAACAGCUUAUUUCCGAAAUUAGUAGUAUCAAAGUCGAUCAAAAUAAUAAGAGAAUUCAUUGGCUGACACCAAAGCCAAAGAGUCAGCUAAAUUUUGAUAUAAAAGACUUCGAAAUUUUAUUUGAUAUUCUGAGUUUAUCGGAAAAUUUCAUCAAUCAUAGCUCAACCUAUUCAACUUCUGACAAGGAAAGACUCAAUGAUUUUCUGAAAUCCUUCAUUAGUUUAUUUUUCAGUGUUCCACUCAACGAAAUAAACAAUGCUUUGGAUAAGAGAAAUAAUCAAAAAAAUUCUGAAAAAGUAACAGACAGUGCACUUCCAGAUGGAACUGAAAAUCAGAAGAAAAGAUCCAUUCAUGACAUUGAAUUGUCAAUGAGUGAUAUUUUACAUAGAACCAAAUAUCAAAAAAUGAAACUGUCAAAUAGGGGCAGCGACUCACAGGAAGAGAACAACAUCGACACCAUCAUCGAUGAGGAAAGUGAUGAAAGGCUUGCAGAAGAAGCAGACUUAAUCAGACAAGACGCUAAACGACCAUGGCUAUUAGGGGACAUUAUUGAUAAGACCAAUACUCAGGGUAUAAUCACUGAUAGAAAGAAAUUCAAUCUUUUCGCUAAUACAAAUAUCUAUGUCUUUCUCCGUCAUUGGACUACCUUAUAUGAAAGAUUACUUGAAUUAAAAGAAAUGAAUGGGGAAGUCACAAAAGAAAUUAACAAUAGAAAAUCUGUCAAAUUUGCCGAGGAUUUAGGACUAGUCUCCACCCAGUUGAAAAAUAUGGGAUUAGAUUUUGUCGACAAAGACAGCUACGAGGAAUUAUUAAGAUUGAGCAAAAGACUCAUCGAAAAUGAUAUUGAGCAUCAAUGGUUUGAGGAAAGUCUCCGUCAAGCAUAUAAUAACAGAGCUUUUAAGUUAUACACGGUUGACAAAGUUGUGCAAGCUCUAGUUAAACAUGGUCAUACUCUGAUGACAGAUUAUAAAACUACUGAAGUGAUGAAGCUAUUCGAAAAGGACAGAUUGUCUUCUGCGACAAGCGCUAAAGAUCAGAUUCUAUAUCGUUUACAAGCUCGUUCGCACAUGUCAAAUACCGAGUACAUGUUCCGUAUAGAAUAUAACAAGGAUGAUAGAAACAUUUGUAUCCAGUAUAUCGCUUUGGAUGAUCUUACUUUGAAAGAAGGAAAUACUGAAGAAGAAAAAUGGAAAUAUUAUGUAACAUCCUAUUCAUUGCCUCACCCUACAGAAGGUAUUGAUCACGAAUCAUUGCAAAUACCUUUCCUGCAGAAGAUAUUAGAAUUUGAUCAAGAAGAGCUUGAAAAUAAUGAUGAAGAGAAUAAGAGUAAUGGUAAAUAUUCUCCUGAAGGGGUGUCGAAUUCGAUGUACAAAAUUAAGAUACAUCCAGGAAACUAUGCGCUAGAUAUCCAGACUGGUUCAUUUGAUAUUUUUUCAAGAAAGUCUCUGAAUAAAUAUCCUGUUAAAGUUAACGAAGAUCAUGAAUCAUUGAAAUUGAAUAAAAAGAAGAAUAUACUGAACACCUUCUUAGAAAGCAAUAACGGUUGGAAGAAGCACUUAAAGAAGCAGCUGUCAUUGAAGAAGAACGAAUCGGAACCUGAAAGCGCCGAGACGAGGACAAUUCCGGCAGUCCCUGCUUCUACCACCGACAAACCUCCUUCAAUGGAACAAAGCACAGGCAUAUGA
Molecule: messenger RNA, 4440 nt
Organism: Kazachstania africana CBS 2517
Lineage: Eukaryota; Fungi; Ascomycota; Saccharomycetes; Saccharomycetales; Saccharomycetaceae
Gene: SIN3
Product: transcriptional regulator SIN3
Exons: 1
Coding region: 1-4440 (1479 amino acids)
Biological process (GO): negative regulation of transcription by RNA polymerase II
Cellular component (GO): Sin3-type complex; chromatin
Molecular function (GO): transcription corepressor activity
Source: RefSeq, a predicted model, not a curated record